AUGGAUGAAGUGGACGUUGCGGUGCACAUUGAACCUCUCACCGAGGCCGUUAGAGACCUGAAAGACCAACUAAACGCCUUCGCGGCUGGCCUCACUUCUAAGAUCGACGCCCUCGCCGACAUGCAUACUCGCCAAAUCGACGCCCUCAACCGAAAAGUUGAACUCCUGUUGGAGAGGACGCAGCCGAGGUCUAACUGCCUAUUUUGCCCGAUAGCGGAUAACAAAGACUGCCACCCAACAGGCAGAUGUUGCCGUUACCCCGACGCCGUCUCACGAGCAGUUCAAGCAAAUAACCUUGGCCUCUGCAAUCGCUGUCUACAGCCUCGCCAUGGCGAGGACUGUGGAAUUCUCUGUACCUACUGCGGGCGAGAACAUAAUGUCCUGCUGUGCCCAAAUAAACUGUCGCAAUCAACGGCUUCGCUGAAAAGAAGGAAGUUCUAA
Molecule: messenger RNA, 441 nt
Organism: Ostertagia ostertagi
Lineage: Eukaryota; Metazoa; Nematoda; Chromadorea; Rhabditida; Trichostrongylidae
Source: the annotation of a GenBank genome assembly